AUGGCCGAUGCAUUUACAAGCCCGGAUUCAAACAUCCCAAAGAACCUUCUGCAACUCUCACAUUCAUUAGGUUAUGACUGCAAGCGAAGAGGAAACCUGCAGCUGCUGGACAAGGACACGCUGGCUUUCGUGGCUGGAAACAUGUUGGUCCUUCUAAACAUGACCACCAAACAGCAGCGUUAUAUCCCCAGCUGCAGUGGAGGAGGCAUCGGCGCCAUUAAGCCUCAUCCCAGUAGGAGAUAUUUUGCCAUGGCAGAGAAAGGCAAUCAGCCUGAUAUAAUUAUUUACGCAUAUCCAUCACUGCAGCCCCAUCGUAAGCUCAGAGGAGGCACAGGUAAGGCAUACAGCUGUGUGAACUUUAAUCGUGACGGCACACUGCUGGCGAGCGUUGGAGGCGCUCCUGAUUACAUGCUGACGGUGUGGGACUGGAACCAGGAACAAGUGGUGCUGCACGGUAAAGCCUUCUCUCAGGAUAUCUACCGUGUCACAUUUUCACCAGACAACCCGGACCAGCUCACCACCGCCGGCUCUGGACACAUCAAGUUCUGGAAAAUGGCCAAAACCUUCACCGGUCUGAAGCUGCAAGGCAUGCUGGGAAGGUUUGGAAAGACCUCAACGACAGAUAUAGAAGGCCAUGUUGAACUCCCUGAUGGGAAGGUGGUCUCAGGUUCAGAGUGGGGAAACAUGCUAUUAUGGGAUGGAGGUCUGAUAAAGGUUGAGAUCAGACGGAAAGCCGGGCGCACCUGUCACAAAGGGCCUAUACAGCAGUUUGCACUGGAUGAAGGAGAGCUGAUAACUGUGGGGGCCGAUGGAGCAGUCAGGUGCUGGGAUUUGGAAACCAUCGAUGCGGCAGACUGUGUGGACGACAGUGGGCUGUUCGAGAUGGAGCCCAUGAACGAACUGAUCGUAGGCCGCAAUGUGAGCCUUUUGUCCAUGGUCAGGAGCACCGUCCCAGAUUCCACUUUCUGGUUUGCACAGGAUUCUAAUGGAGGAAUCUGGAAACUGGACUUGUCAUUCUUCAAUACAAGCCUAGAUCCUGAGUGUCUUUUCUCAUUUCACGCUGGUGCAAUCAAGGGAAUGGAUGUGUCUGGAUUCAGUCACCUGAUGGCCACCACUGCAUUAGACCGUUCAGUAAGGAUUUUUGACUUCCUUUCCAACACGCAGCUCACAGUCAGCCAUUACAGACAGGGAGGAAGCGCUCUCACCUGGGCCCCUCGUACGUUGUCUGGUGGUGAGGGUCUCCUUGUGGUGGGCUUUGAGGAUGGCGUUGUGCGUCUGUUGGAGCUCUAUAAACUUCAGAGCCAAGAUGCAUUUUCCAGACACAGUGUCUCAGAGCUUCAUCUCAAACAGGCUUUCAAACCCCAUAAUUCAUCUGUGACAGCCAUCUCUUACAAGCACAAUGGGAUGAUCAUGGCUACCGGGAGUUUGGAUGGCACAGUGUUCUUUUUCUCAGUGGGGGACAAAUAUGAGCCAAUCGGUUUUGUGAAAGUUCCAGGACCGGUGCAGGAUCUGCAGUGGGCUCCUCAGUCACAUGACAGAAACACUCUGUUAGUUGUAUGUCAGAUGGCUCAUGUCGUGGAGGUCGAAGCUCCUGACACACUUGCUCCCACUACAGGAAACACAUACCAUCUGCAGGACCUUCCCAUCAGGCACUUCUGCUUUCACAGCAUCAAAUCACGCAUUAAGAGGGACACAGAGUUAUCCCAAAGACAGGCCAUGAAGGAGAAGAAAAAGAAAGAGGUUCAGGAUAAGGAAAAAACUCCUACAGGGGAAGAGGGAGAGGAAGAGAAAGACAAAGAGAAAGACAAAGAGGAAGAUGAUGAGCUACCACCACUCUUUAUCCCCAGUCCCCCCAGUCCUGUUCACUGCGCUUUCUACUCUACUGAGCCUGGAGCAUUCUGGCUUUCUGUGGGAGGCUAUGACGCUGGGUAUCUGUAUCACUGUAAGUUCUCAGAGCAGCAGUCUACAGACUUGUCAGAAAGCAAAGAUGAGCCAUUUGCUUAUGUCCCAGUCCAAGAUGCCGAUCAAAACGCCAUCCUCACUGUCUGCUUCUGUGACGUGAGGCAGCUGCUUCUGUGUGGGAUGGAGGACGGCAGUAUCCGAGCAUAUCCUCUGGAGACUGGGGAACUGCAGCCAAUGCACAUGCAGGCAUACUGGGCACUCGGCGUUCAUGAUGGCCGGUGUGGAAGCCUCCAGCAGCUCCGUGUCAGCCAUGACAGCUGCUUUGUGCUGAGCACCGGCGCUGAUGGAAGCAUUUUCUCCUUCAGGCUGCUGAAGACGGAAGAGAUGGAGCUAUUACCUGAGAAGGGACACGCCAAACUGCCCUCGCUACAUCUCGACCUGGACACAGAGCCUGCACCUCUUGAUAUAGAUGACCCUGCUGCUGACAGUAUAGAGACAGCUAAACAGAAGCAGGAGUUUAAUCGCAGACUUCAGGCAGCUGAAUUGAGUAAGCAGGAGCGCCGUAAGAGGAUCGGUGAGUUGCGAAUCCAAUUCAAAGCCCUGAAGGAGCUUAACCAGAGUCUGCCGGAACAUGUCCGCCUGAAGCCCUCGGAGAUGGAGUUCGAUCCCCGUUUCCGUUUAGAAAUAGAGAGAAGGAACGCAGAGAAAUUGGCAGAAGUGAGGAGAGAAUUAGCCUGGGAGUCGGAGAAACAACGUAUCGGCCUGCAGAAACUCAAGGAGAGGUUUGUAGACUCAGUCGUGUGUGAACUAGUGACAGUGUGUGCGAUCGGGAGUGAUCGCAAGGUUUCCACCUACAUGUUGGAAGCUCCACCCAAAAAACCAGAACAGAUGAAGGAACAGGAACAAACCGUGCAACAUGAAAGCCCAGCCUCGCCGGAGGAGCAUGACCUUAAGGAACAGAAAGACACUCAUGCUGAUGUCAUCACUGUUCAGAAAACCGAAGAAGCUUUACCUUCCCCAGCAGUGGUAAGGCGGCGAGUGCCACCGGGAGCCGGUGGCAAGCUGGCGACCAGACAAGCUGAGAGACUGCAAAAGGCAUUCGAGAAAGCGGAGAAAGCCCGUGCCAAGAUAGAAAAGAGGCAAAGAGAGUGGGAUGAACUCUAUGCUACCAAACCCAGCGAGGACUACGAGGAUCCAGAAGACCUCCGUGCAAUCCAGUUGGCCAAAGAGAACAUUGGUGACUUUAAACUGAAAACGGCGAAGGACUAUACAGUGCCAAAGCACAUGAGGAUGAAUGUGGAGAAGAAGACAGCUCAGUUGGUUAAGCUCCAGGAGCAGAUUUUCCAGAGGAAAAACCAGAUGAAUGAGCGUGUAUUGGCCUUGCGAGACUCAAAGGUAGCUCUCAUUUCCCAGUUCCGCUCCCUCAAGCACCAGCUGCUGGCUGUCCAGAAACUCCUCCCCCCAGAGAAGCACCGCCCACCACCCACCACACCCACUAUGAGCCUAGAGGAGACUCCUGAGAAGGCACUGCAGUACAACCGUAAAACACUGGAAAGCUACGCCGUAGCACGGGACAAAUUGAACAACUGGGACAACAAGCAGGAGAAGCCUAAGAGUGUGCUGGAUUUGAUGCAACAGAACGGGUACCAGGACACAGGUUCAGAUGAAGAACACACAGAGGAGGAAGACAUACACACAGAGGAGGUGCACAUACUCCCCACGGAGAGCCUCAGUGAGUCUGAGCAGGAGAUAGAGGAUAGUCGCAAUCUUUAUCUGCAAGACAAACUGAUAAAACAGAUGGAGGAGGCCGUGUCUGAUUUCGAUGCUAAGCUGAGUGACCUACGUUUUGACAAGAGCGCAAUGGACGUGCAGAUGAAGCAGGCUGACCUCCGACACGUUACACUGUCCCAAGAGCUCCUGCUGCUUAAAGAGUUUGAGAAGAGAGAGCUUCUGCUAGAGGAGAGGCGAAACAUCUACGUGCAGGAGGAGAGAGAACUCAGGUCAAAGCUGGAGGAGUGUAAGUGCCAGCUGGAGGUAAAGAGAAGAGACAUAGCAAAGCUGCAUGAGAGUGAGAAAGUGCUCGUGUCAACGUUCCAGGCUUCGCUUGGAGAAGACAACAAGUUUGCAGAUUUCCUCACCAAAGUCUUUAAGAAGAAGGUCAAACGAGUAAAGAAGAAAGAGACGCCUGGCAGCGAUGAUGAAGAAGAGGAGAGUGAGGAAGACUCUGAUGAAGAGUCAGACUGGGACAAUGAGGAGGAUGAUGAAGGAUUGGAUGGAGCUGCUGGCUUUGACGAUAGCGUCUGUCCUCCAACCUGUGACCCGGAGCUUUUCAAGAACGCUUUAAGUUUGAGGGAACAUCGUCUGGAUUUGGAGGAGCGUUUGCAUGAGGAAAAGAUUAUAGCAGACAACAUGAAGAAGGAGUAUGACUCACUGACCAAGAAAGAAAAGAUCGUGCAGAACAACCUGAAAGCAGCAGAGGGCGACCUGGAGCUCUUAUACCGAGAGAAGCAGCAGAAAAUCAAUGAGCUUUAUGUAGUUGUACCUCUGAGAUUAAACCAGAUUAUGCAUCUGGAUAAUCCAGAGAUGCUCGCCGACCCGAACAAGUUGCUGGUGAUAAACGCAUCAACUGUGAAGGGACUGCAAGGGCGCAUUAAGGAGUUGGAGCAGGAGAAUAACGCUCAGAAGGAAUUAAACAGACAAGCACGUCAACGACAUCGUCAGCUCCGAAACGAAGUCAGAAAUAUGGAGGCCAAUUGUCAGGAGUUAAAGGCAGAGAACGAGGCGAUGAUGUUGAAGAAGUUUGGGAAGCUGGUGGAUUUAAAGGCUCUGCAGACUCUGAGCGGCAACCGGAAGCUGGAAGAGAUGAAAUAUGAGAAUCAAGUGCAAGAGGCUAAGAAUAGGAAGGAGCGCAGGAUGAUGAUGGCAGAAAUUGACGCUGCCAAGCAGGAGCUGACCAAACUGACCAUGGAGCACACAGCACAACUGCACAGAUACAACAGCCUGCUGAAUGAGAAAAAGAUGCUGGAGGACAAUAUCGAAAAAAGUUUUAAGAAGAUGAGUUUUAAUUUCAUUCCCUCCCGGGGCCGUGACGAAGAGGACAUCAAAAGGCUCCAGCUGCACGUCCAGAAACAGGCAGAGAAAAUUAAUUGUAUGAAGGAGGAGAUCAGCAACAUGGCUCGCAAAUGUGGCCAUGUUCUACCCCCGAGUGUGCCACAAUUACCCCCCAUCAACAGAAGAAAAACCCUUCAGUGUAAGCCUACUAAAAAAUAAACACGUUUGUGUCUCUGUCUGACUUAAAAGGCCACGACAGCAUAUUUUUGUAUGCUAAUCUCGAUCCACUGUGAGCCAUGUAUUUAUAUAUUAUAUAUAAUAUUUAUAUCUUCAUUUAUGAAAAACUCUAAGAUCAAUAAAGUUUCCAUGUGACAAAAAUAAAACCACU
Tachysurus vachellii is the source of this 5341-nucleotide messenger RNA. Its product is annotated as cilia- and flagella-associated protein 44. Lineage: Eukaryota; Metazoa; Chordata; Actinopteri; Siluriformes; Bagridae. Gene Ontology annotation, molecular function: protein binding. The transcript is spliced from 31 exons. The record is from RefSeq and is a predicted model, not a curated record. Bases 1 to 5172 code for a protein of 1723 amino acids.